This is a messenger RNA of Arachis stenosperma, 483 nucleotides long. RefSeq lists its product as uncharacterized. The coding region runs from base 1 to 483 and encodes 160 amino acids. The record is from RefSeq and is a predicted model, not a curated record. The transcript has a single exon. Lineage: Eukaryota; Viridiplantae; Streptophyta; Magnoliopsida; Fabales; Fabaceae.
AUGGGAGCAACCUCUUUCCACCACUCCAUUCUCGAGGUCCGGCUACCGAAACACUUUGACAAGCCAACAGAUAUGAGAUACGACGAAACCCAGGACCCCCAGGAACAUCUAAUGGCUUUUGAGGCCAGGAUGAACCUGGAAGGUGUGGGUGAUGAGGUGAGACGUCGCGCUUUCCCCGUGACCCUGGCGAGACCCGCAAUCCGGUGGUUCAACGCGCUCCCCCAGGGGUCCAUAAGGACCUUCAUGGACAUAACUCGAGGCUUUCUGGCACACUUUACCACGUGUAUCACCAAGGCCAAGCACCUGAUCAACCUCCUAGGGGUGACGCAGAAAACCGGUGAACCAAUCAGAAAGUACCUAUAUAGGUUCAAUGAUGAAUGCUUGGAGAUUGAUGGCCUGAUCGAUCUGGUGUCCAGCCUUUGCUUGACAAACAGGCUGCUGAAUGAUGAUUUCAGAAAACACCUUACCACCAAACCGGUGUAG